CGUCGUCAAGAAGCUCAACGUUUGGGUCGUAUUCUGCGAGCGAAACGAGGAAUGGAUGCUGAAGCCUAAAAUGCAUUCUUCUAUUCACUAGUGUCUCAAGAUACUAUGGAAAUGCAGUAUGCUUUGAAACGUCAACGUUUCUUAGUCAAUCAAGGAUAUGCAUAUAAACUGGAAUGGAAAAUGAAUCCUUAAAGUUGAGUAGAAAACAAGAACAAGCAGAGUUGUUGCAUCGUGUACUAGCUAGUACCGAUGAGGAUGCAAUGGAAGAGAAACUGCCAACUGAUCCUGAUGGCUUGGGCUUUUUAAACAGUCGUGUAGGCCCAUCAAGUGUUAUUCGUAAACCAAAUAAAAUGUCCAGCUUAUCAGGAGCAGACGAUGCUAUAUACGUGGAUACUAGUUCAUCAGCUGCUCGUAAAGAAAAACUGAAAGAAAGAUAUCCACUGUUUCGUUUAUUUAGAAGUUGA
This is a messenger RNA of Trichobilharzia szidati, 464 nucleotides long. Lineage: Eukaryota; Metazoa; Platyhelminthes; Trematoda; Strigeidida; Schistosomatidae. The record is from the annotation of a GenBank genome assembly.